Cladocopium goreaui is the source of this 1530-nucleotide messenger RNA. The record is from the annotation of a GenBank genome assembly. Lineage: Eukaryota; Dinophyceae; Suessiales; Symbiodiniaceae.
AUGGCCUUUGGCCUCUACAACUGGUUCAGCAUCAUGGAACCGUACUACGAAAAUGCGACUCUUGCCUUGAUCUCCAAUGUGAGCACCCGAAGUUCCAGAGGUGGUCAGUUCAUCGACGUGGCUGCUUUGGAAUUCACACCUUCCACAGAUGUGAAUGAGAGUCUGACCAUGGCCUACAAGGACGGACGCUCCUAUUGUGUAGCGCCCAUCACGACGGCAGGCCCACCGAAAGCUGCCCCUCCAGCCUUCUACGAGUUUUGGGCAGUUGGUGUGGAUUGUUGCAGCCCCUUUGAGCCCAAAGUCUUCAUGUGCGGCGAGCCCAAUGAUGACGAGGCACGUGGCGGUUUUCGCUGGACAGACUCAUCGCAGAUUCCCAACUUUAGGAAAGCCAUUCAGCAAGCUCAGGAGGAAUACAAGAUCCGCGCGGGUGAGAACCUGAUUUUCCUCCACUGGACCGGAGAUCCGGUGGCCAAGAUCAACGAGAAGUCACUGCAGGGCUGGGCCAACUUCCGCCUGGCCGUGGCGGUCUAUUUGGCGCUUUCCAUUGUGCUGAUGCCUCCUGGCAGUGAUCACGACUUUAGCUGUGGCCGCCGCGAUGCCGUGCUGUGGAGGCUGCUGCAGCAGUCAAGCUUCAGAUCCGGAGGUGCCUCGCUGCGAGGUGAACUUGGAGGAGGCUGGAGAGUACAGCUUGAAGCUGGGCGUCCGUCUUCCGAGAUACGGUUUCUUGCCACCGUCGCAAUGGCGGAGAGGGCAGGAAAUCCAGUGCAAUCCUCAGAGCUUUUGGCCACGCUUUCAGUGCUGACGCUGGGUGGUCCAGAUUGCGACAUCAAGGGUCCCAAGAAGGACCUCAUCAGCUGCAGGUGUGGAGGCAAAGUCGUGCACCAGGUCAAUGAGCUUCUGCCCGACACCAGGUAUACGGUGGAGGUCUCCAUUGUAGAUGAUGCGAUGCCUCUGAAAUCUGCUUCUUCUAGUCUCGAGGUGCGCACUGCUCCAGCCAGAACCUGUCAAUUCGCGGAGGAGGAUUGGGGCCAGGGUUUCAAGAAGACGGAGGACGCAGAGGACGCCAAGAAGGGCGACAAGGAGCGCAGUGCCCCGAGCCGGAUCACGUCCGCGAGGAGUGAAACUGAAAGAGGUCGAUCGCAUGCUGGCCCUUCGAUGACGCCACAGCAACCGGCUGUUCCAAGAUCCGUCUCAGGCGCAGAUGAUUCCACCAUUGCUCCGAGCGAAGUGGACGGUGCUGACCUGCAAGAGCGGAACGAAGAAUGGGACUUUUCAGCCGAGGAAAUUUGCAGAGAAAGAGUUGUGGAGGACGAUGCGGUAGAAGAGAUGGGAUGUCUUGAUGUUGCUCGCGCAAGAGGCGCUGGAGAGGAGGGCCUUGGGCAUUUUCCUGGAAGCUCUCGGUGCCUCCAAGGGCACAGUGAACUUGCGCGACUUUCGGCAGAGUUGCUUCACCGGCAACAGGACGCUCUACAUCUCCGGAGCUUCCCCGGACGUUUUGUGCCCUGCCGGACGCACUUCGGAACGGGCUGA